CCAGGGAAAGCCGCUGGUCCGUGCAAUCUAGUUCCUUAGAUCUACGUAGAUGCUGCGCUCGUCUAUGGUAUAAUCGGCUUUUCAUACUCGCCUUUGCCGUAGAGUUGUCUUCGUGUCUACCAGCUAAAAACUACACGAACCGCUUGCCAUGAUAGAGGCGACGGUCAUAUACGCAUGACCGGCAAUCACUUGACGGAACCCGUUUGUGAGAGCCCGACACUAGCGCAUGCCAUCGUAGCUAACAGGGCCACCUUAGACUACUAGCGCCUACUUCAAGCAUGCUGCCAUAUCAUAGGUAUAGGAUAUAAUCACAGCAACAGAUCCCAUAUUAUGAUAGGCGAAGAAUGCGACUAGUCAUCUGCAAUGAUAUGCGACUGCAACUCUACAAAUAGAUUUCUCAACAGUGCCCAGAUUUGGUGCGGCAGGGUUGACGUGGACAGUAACCAAGCCGACAUGAGCCGAUGGCGCUCCCUCCCACAACCUUCCACAUUGUCUGCAGUUGGCACGGGCAAGACUACUCAGUCCGUGAACAGCAAACUCAGUAAAGGCCCUUCUUUGGUCGCAAGCCCAGUUAAAUAUUCCGGCACUAGCUGCAGCAUUUCUUUUUUCGUCUUGUGACAAAUUCCUGAUACCAUAAUUCCAGCAUUGUUGGCUGCUGCCAACGUCGUCGUGGACCGUCCCGUAGCUUCCGACCCGACCGUAUGCCCCCGCCGAAGCCCGGUUCACCGCUGCGGCUCGCCGAGGCGCCAAGCAAGCGGGGUUCCUGCGAACACCUACAGGUGGUGCGUCACGUAAAUGGCCACUGUCGUGUGCUUCGUUGGGGUUGCCCCUCACCGAAGCCUCCGCCGCCGGUAAAAUGCUCCCUCUAUGACCACAUGCCAUUUGCGGACUCUUCGGCCAUCUAUUUACAAAACUACCUUCCUGGCCCCCCCACCUCCUCCUACAUUUUAUCUCUUUCAACUUACAGUACACAAUUUACGUCAAGCAAUAACCACGUACAGAACGAAUCAACUCCUGUUUAUUUGGGACCGCAUAGCUGCUCAUCAGCCCUGCCAGAUAAACCCUCACCACAGUUCCACCUGCAUAUCCCGUUGGUCGAGGCUGUAAACCUCGAUCACGCGCCCAGUCGUCAAGACGUUUUCCAAUCUUCUCAACUCGGUCCACCACCCGUUCGCAGGAGCCCGCUGCUCUGCCGACUCUGGAGGGGCAUCGGACUCAGUCGACACUCAAUAAAAGUCGAUCAACUUCAGCAUAAUUCUAUUGUCUGAGCCCUCGCUCUUCGCGUCAACUCAAUACUCCUAGCCGCCCAUCAAUCAACAUGGCUCCUCACGCUGACGCUGCAACCCCCGCUGCGAACGGGGUGGGUAAUGGCAGCCCUGCCGAACCCACAAACACAUUUAUUGUCAACUCUCCUAACGUUGUCUACACCGAGGCCGAGAUUCGCUCCAAGUACACCUAUCGCACUACUAGUGUCGAGACGGAUGAUCGAGGCAACUUUGUGGCUACGCCCAAGGAAACCCCUUAUGAAUUCAAGGUCGAACGCAAGGUCCCUAAGGUGGGCAUGAUGCUUGUCGGCUGGGGUGGCAACAAUGGUACCACUGUGACCGCCGGUAUCAUUGCUAACCGCCACAAGCUUGCCUGGGAGACCAAGGAAGGCCCCCGCGAGGCCAACUACUACGGCUCUGUUAUCAUGGGCUCUACUCUCAAGCUUGGUACCGACGCCAAGACCGCCCGCGAGAUCAACAUCCCCUUUCACAACAUUCUGCCCAUGGUUCACCCCAAUGACCUUGUUAUCGGAGGUUGGGAUAUUAGUGGCAUGAACCUUGCCAAAGCCAUGGACCGUGCACAGGUGCUCGAACCAACGCUCAAGGCCCAAGUCAAGAAAGAGAUGAGUGAGAUGGUUCCGCUCCGGUCUAUCUACUACCCCGACUUCAUUGCUGCCAACCAGGAGGAUCGUGCUGAUAAUGUCUUGGAAGGUACCAAGGCUUCCAUGGCCCAUGUUGAACAGCUUCGAAGUGAUAUCCGUGAGUUCAAGUCCAGCAACGGCCUCGACAAGGUGAUUGUCAUGUGGACCGCCAACACCGAACGUUAUGCCGAUAUCAUUGCUGGUGUCAAUGACACUGCGGACAACCUCCUCAAGGCUAUCGAGCAGGGUCAUGAAGAAGUUUCGCCCUCUACCGUUUUUGCCGUGGCCUCUAUCUUGGAGCAAACUCCUUUCAUCAACGGCUCCCCUCAGAACACGUUUGUUCCUGGUGCUAUUGAGCUCGCUGAAAGGCACAAUGCUUUCAUCGGUGGAGAUGACUUCAAGUCUGGACAGACCAAGAUGAAGUCUGCUCUCGUUGACUUCCUCAUCAACGCCGGCAUCAAGUUGACAUCCAUUGCCAGUUACAACCAUCUGGGCAACAACGACGGAAAGAACCUUAGCUCGCAGAAGCAGUUCCGCUCAAAGGAGAUUUCCAAGUCCAACGUUGUCGACGACAUGGUUGAAGCAAACUCGGUUCUCUACAAGAAGGGUGAACACCCGGAUCACUGCGUUGUCAUCAAAUACAUGCCAGCCGUUGCUGAUAACAAGCGGGCGCUGGAUGAGUACUAUGCCGAGAUCUUCAUGGGAGGACAUCAGACCAUUUCGUAAGCAAAUCAGCCCGCUACAUGAUUAAUGAAUACUAAUAUUUCGCAGCAUGUUCAACAUUUGCGAGGAUUCCCUCUUGGCCUCCCCGCUCAUCAUUGACCUGGUUGUCAUUGCUGAGAUGAUGACCCGCAUCCAGUGGAAGGCCAGCGGCUCUGAGGACUACAAGAGCUUCCACAGCGUUCUCAGUGUUCUUAGCUACAUGCUCAAGGCUCCUCUGACGCCUCCUGGCACCCCAGUUGUCAAUGCACUUGCUAAGCAGCGCGCUGCCCUCACUAACAUCUUCCGAGCAUGUGUUGGCUUGGAGCCUGAGUCUGAUAUGACGCUGGAGCACAAGCUGUUCUAAGGCAUGUCACUCGUGCUCCACCGCCUAACUGGCAUCCAUCGUGGAAUACUUUACUUUCUUGCCCAUUGUCAGGGACCAUUUUCAACCACAACCUUUUUUACCUCAGAAAAUACCAAAAAAAAAAUCUAGAUAGAGAUUGUUCAGGUAGCUUCCUUACAGUACCUUCUCGUUAAUUUAAAUCACAUCUAGCCAAUCCCUGAAUAUUAUCGUGUUUUACUGCAUAU
Molecule: messenger RNA, 3196 nt
Organism: [Torrubiella] hemipterigena
Lineage: Eukaryota; Fungi; Ascomycota; Sordariomycetes; Hypocreales; Clavicipitaceae
Source: the annotation of a GenBank genome assembly